UGAAGUAAAAAAAAUACACUUAGUAUUCAUUUAUGAUACAUUGUUAAAAAAUUAUUUUACGUUAUUAUUAUUAUACAUUAUUUUACACUUCUCUGUCUUAGGGUAUGUGUAUAUUUUUGUAUUUAUAUAUAAUGCUAUAAGAUACCUCAUAUUUCUUUUAGUAUGAACUAUACAUGGCACCAAGUUUGGAAUAAUGCAUAAUGUUAGGAUGCUAUGGCAAUGCUUUAUGAAGAACAAACUACAGACCAAACUAGUGGAUGUACUUCGCAACGGCAGCUUGGCAGUCUUCUUUCAACUCCAUUAAAACAAAACGAAAACCUACAUGAAGAUCUAAAUAUAAAUUAUUUGAAAGAUACCUUUGUAAAAUCUUGUAUUCAAGCCUUGCAGUCUGAGAUAUUUGGACCAUGGAUACAUUUGACAGAAGUGUUAAAUUUAAUUAAGCCGGUGUCUCGUGUUCUUCUUACAUCAAAACAAGUUGUUUAUUAUGUACAUCGCAUUUAUAACUAUUGUAAACAACAUGAAGACGUCAAUGAAUUAAACAUCGUUCCCUUACUAACAGAAGUAUUUGUAGAUGUUAAUUUUACCAUCUCAAAUUUUAAAUCUAUUGAUGCAAUAAACUCUCAGGGGAGUGAUACAUUAACAAAAGAUGCUCCAUUACUGCCUGAAAUUUCAGAAUCAAGAGUGCGCGUUCAUAAAGAUGCUUAUUUUUCAGGUUCAGAUCCAACGGCACUGUUUGCAAUACUCCCAGAUGAUCUCAGGGAAAGAAUAUAUGAACCAAGGUCUUUGAACAUUACUGAUUUGCAAAAAUACCUUCCACAGGUUGUCUCUGAUAUAACAAAACUGGAAAGCACAUGGGAUAAUGCACUAGGCUUAACCCUUAUCAGCUUAAACACUAAUAUUCCACAAACUAUUCUCCCAGACAUUUCUACAAUAGAGAGUACAGUUUCACACUCCACAUUGCGUGAAGAAAAACGAAAGAUAAAAAAAAUAGUAGCACCUAAAACUGGACGUGAGGUUGUUGAAAGUUUGGUAAAAUCAACAAAUGAAAACGUAAUUAAGAUCUGGUAUUUAAACUUUAUCCCCACAAAAUUAUAUGAACCAUAUAGUUUGGUUGUUGCUUCAAAAAAAACAGUAAAGAAAGAACAUGCUGUCAUUUCCAUAUUUGGUGUAUUGUAUGUAAAUUUAAAUGGAUAUUCAGAGCUAACCCCACUUGGUCAGUGGUAUAUGGAAGCAGUGUUGUUCCACAAUAUUCGGCAUAUCAGUUUUUUUAGAAAUUUCCUGUUGAUAAAAGUAUUUCAAAUGUGGAGAAGAAAUAUUAAAUAUCAACAGUUUUGUAAAAUUCAAAAAAAGAUUCGGCUUUCCACAUUGUUGAACAUACCAUCAGUUCCAACUAGUUUGUUAAAAGUCAAGCAGCUUUUACUUCAAUUGGAAAAACUUUCUUUUUUUCCAAAUUUUGAAGAAGGUGGGGUCAGUGUUAAUGUGUUUCGAAAAAGACUAAAAGAUCAAUUUGACAGUUGUUGUAAAUAUAUCCUCAAAUUAUUCAAUAUUUCUGAAGAAAUUAUUAAAUCAUGUCAUAGUGAUUGUCAAAAUUAUAAUGCUUAUUGUCAAGCACAACUUAAGUGUGCUGACAGGAGUGCAAAAGAAUCCAUGACUAUAACCAGAAAACGACAGGAUUUUCAAACUAAAAACAAGAAAACAGCCCAGUAUAACUUGGAUCGUUUCCAUCUAUUUCAGAAACUCGUUUACUCUAUGAUAUUCUCCAGGUUAACUUGCAUUUUGAGUACACAGUUCCAAUGUUUCGUUAACCGUGAUUUGCUACAAAAUAAAAAGGGAUGUUUGUAUAUUACAACUGUUGUUACAAAUUUAAAACAAGUAAGUUUCCAGCCAGAAGUAGAGCAGCUGCACCAAUUAAUCAUUGAAGCAUUUAAAAAUGUUUUACUUGAAUUGCAAGCAACAAUAAAUAAUCAGUUCCAUUCAGAGGAAGUGAUAAAAUGUGAAGAGAAGCACAAGGAAAAUGAUGCUAGGCUGAAAGUUGAUGAGAUAUUACAAAUUCUAGACGAAAGAAGUGACUCUACAUUGACAAGUUCCAAUGCGAAACACAUAGAUGUUCAAUUUCACAACAUUGUUGAGGUUAUAUUGGCACAAAAAAUUGUUGAGAAUUCUAUUGAAGAACUCAAGGAAAGACUUGCUGUUGCAGGAGAUGAUGCUGAAAUAUUUUUAUCGUCUCUUUGCUGGUUGGGAGAGAUCAUAGGAUUUGUAAGCGAGUGGGAAGGUGGCAACUUCAAUGACUGGAAAACAAAGUCAACCCUUCUUGUAGAGAAACACAUGUUAAAGCUAAAAUCCUGGUCUGCGCAAAUUGAAAGAAUGGCCACAAGUUACGUCACACCAAAUGGCUUAUUAUUUAUUGAUUGUCUUUCCGUACAACAAAUGCUGUUGCCUCGAUUGCAAGAAAUAUUUGAAAACAUUGUAAAAGUUUUAUCAGAAGAUUAUCGCAUACAGGCAAAGAUGUUUAUAUCUCAACUGCAAUGUAUCACAAAGAACUUGUCAGUUCCAAGCUUGGAAGUGGACAAAUUUGCAAAGUUUUACGUUUAUGUGAAGGAUAUUAAGAAACAGCUUUUUGAGUUCAACCAAAAAAUGGAUUAUUUAAAAGCAACUUCUGACGUGAUUAAGCAUUGUUAUUGUCAAUUGUCAUUGGAGGAGGAAGAGACUGAGAAGCAGCUGUUGGUGACGUGGGAGGCAUUCAUCUUCUCAGUGCAAACUGGUCAGGAUUACAUCAGUGAACAUUCUCCAGCAGUGACAAAAAAAUUGAAGAAAGAUAUUGUGAAAAUGAUAGCUGAGGCUUUGGAAAUGGUCAACAAGGCAACAACUGGAAAAUUUAUCGAUGAAAUGCAACAAUGCAGUUAUGUUCUGAAGGAUUUACGUCAACUGUUUGAUGACUUCAAAUCCCGAGAGAAAGAAAUUGUUCUGUAUUCCAACUGCCAGCAAAUGAUAAAUGGAGAGACAACAGAUUUAGUACAGUUAGAGUUGGCUGAAAAGAAGAUUAAAUCCCGAUUUGAAUUAUGGAAAUACCUUGAUUUAACUAUUCAAACUAUCAAUGAAUGGAAGUUUACUUCCUUUAAGCAUUCUCAAUUGAAUAUAAAAAAGGUGUCUGAAAAGGUUCAACAAUGGAACAAGGCUUCAUUAACAAUAGAAGCAAGUAUUCCAGCAAAUGAUAAAGUAUUUGCCAUGUGGAAAGAAGUAAUCAAAGAUUUUCAACAGAAGUUAAUUGUCCUUCAAGAAUUAGCGAUACCAGCACUAAAGAUUCAUCAUUGGAAAGAAAUUUUUGUUAUACUUGGCAAUGCUUAUGAUGACUCAGUUACGUACAAUGUGUCUGACAUUGUCUCCAUGUCCAUUUGGGAUAACUAUGAUAAGAUACGCAAGAUUUGCAUGGAUGCCACAUCCGAAUGUGCAUUAGAGAAUUGUCUUGAUUGUUUGAUUAAAGAAUGGGAAAAGAGAGAUUUCAAGUUGGCAAAGAAUGUCUGGUCAAGCAGUUUUUUUAAGGGUCACCAGAAAGACACUGUUAAUGUUGACUACAUUUUGACUGCAAGUGACGAGUUGUUGUGUCAAAUCGAGGAUAGUCUGGUAACACUGGAGUCCAUGUUAGUAUCACCACAUGUAGCAGGAAUCAGGAUUUGUGUAUAUGAAUGGGUUGUUAUGUUGCAGGAAUUAAAAGAAAUUAUAAAUAUGUGGACAACUGCUCAACAGCAGUGGAAAUAUCUUGGAAAAAUGUUUUCAUCCUCUCACACACAAUCCCAAUAUCCUGUUGAAUAUGAUGCGUUUAUUGCAACCAAUAAAAUAAUGAAGGAUUUGACUGAUAGUAUCAUUAAAGAUUCCAAAGUUUUGCAUGUUCUUGAGCAGAAGAUAAAGAGCGAAGGUUGUCGAGAAUUACAAGGAGAAAAGUUGAAGGUUUCUUUAAAUGAUGUGAUACAGAAACAGUCAGUGGUAAUAAAACAACUAGAAGAAUAUCUUUUAACAAUCCAAAAUAGUUCACCACGGCUAUAUUUCCUAAGUCAUGGUGAAAUGUUAAAACUUUUGGCUAUCAAUCGUAACCCAAAGGAUGUUAUUCCAUUUGUUCGGAAAUGUUUCAAUGGUAUGACAAAUUUGAAGUUCGAAAUGCCACAAACAUCGACAACAAAUAUAUUCUCACCAAUUGAUAUCAGUUUAAAUACACACCUACUUGAAGUUGUGGCUUUAGUUGGUGAAUAUGGUGAAGAAGUCAUACUGGAGAAAAAGAUUCCGUUUUCAGAUUCUAUGGAAAAAUGGUUUAAACAACUAGAACAGGUUAUGAAAGAAACAGUUUGGAGUAACCUUUUCAACUGCAUGAAGAAGUAUACAGCACUGUUUUCAGGAAAAAAAUAUUGCUUGGAGCUCCAGGCUCUUAAAGAAAUGUUAUUCAACGAAAAGAUUUCGUCUCAAUCUAUUUUUUUAUUUCAUGAUGCAUUAUGGAGUGAUUUAAUUCAAGAUGUUAUACAUGACAAGAUUUCUAAAUCCAAUGCAUUGAUAUACAUAGAGAAAGUGUUGGUAGAUGUUACAGAUUUUCUUAAAAGUUCUUCUCUGAUAAAUGGCGCAAAUGUGAUGGAUAAAAGAUUAUUUUUAUUACUUCAAGUAUUAUUUCUGCAACUUAGGAAUUACCAAGGACAGUUACAAGAAUUGGACUUAUCAGGUGAAAAAUCUUCUUUUCAAAACUUAAUGCGUUUGUCCACAUCAAUAACAACAAGUGGCAAUGAUCUUGAUUUCAAAACAAAAAAUAAUUUUAAGGUUGAAUUGAAAUGUCUUGGUCAUGUGUUAUGCUAUGGCUAUGAGUAUGACAGUACAUUACCCAGACUUGUAUUAACUCCUCAUACUGACAGAUGUAUGUUGUCGUUGGUAACUGCUUUCCAAGAUUUUAAAGUUGGUUGUCUCACCGGAAAAUCACAAGAUGGUAAAUCAGAAACCGCUCAUUGCUUGGCCAAGAAAUUGGGUCGUCACUUCAUAACUUUAAAUUGCACGAUGGAUACUCCUUUAUCUUGUAUCGUUCAAAUGAUGUAUGGUGCAUUGGGUGUUGGAAGCAUUUUAUGUUUAGAUAACGCACAUUUCUUAUCAGCUGACUUGUUAUCUGUGAUUGGACAGUAUUUUUAUAACAUAUUUAAUGCUUUGAAGUGUGUAGCUGUCAGUCGUGAGAACAUCCUGCAGCCUAAACGUUGUCAUUCCGUAGCUGAUAUAUACAACAUUCCCAAUCCUUCAACAAGUAAACAUCUAAACUGCAAUGGAGCAAUUGAUUUACCUCUUGUUAAACCACAUACUAACGAAAACAACCAUUACAUGGCACCAAUGCUGGGAAAUAUAUUAUUUGAAAAUCGAUUAGUUGAAGUUAGUUCACUGUAUGCAUCAGUUAUGGUGAUAAAGAAUGAAUUUGAUAAAUGGAGAUCAGUUCCUGAUAAUUUAAGGGAAAUGCUUCGCCCUGUCUCUAUUCACAGCAUCAGUAAGAAACUUCUAUAUGAAGCAUGGUUUGUGAUGAAUGGUUUUAGCCAUAGUGUUGCUUUGGCAAAAAAAAUAAACAUUUUUCUUGAGUGUCUACCCGAAAUGAAUGCUCAUCUGUUGUCUGUAAGGAAAAUUGGAUGUAUUAUUGAUCAGACAGCUCAAAAUCUCAGUGAAAGUGGUUUUCAAAGCAAUGAUGAAGAAGUUUUUUUGGCGAAAAAUAUACUUGCGAUGCUUAAAGUUUCAUUACCAACUGACGUACUCCAGUGUAUUACCCAGAAAAUGAAGGUUAUAUUUCCAUGUAUGAAGUACACAAGCUCAUCAUACAGUGAUACCAUGUUGCUUAAAUCAGUCAAACAUCAGAUACGUGCUGAUAAUCUUAUUUUGAAGCCAGAAUUCUUAAAUAAGGUGCUUACUCUUCAUGAUAUAUUAUCACACAGCAGGUCAGUGAUACUUGUUGGAAAAGCAGCUUGUGGUAAAACAGCAUGUUACCAGACCUUAUCAAGAGCAUUGUGUCAGUUUUAUUACCCGUGGUUGCAAAGCAAAGACCUACCAAACAAAAAGAUCAGUGAGAAAUUAGAAAGAAUUAAUGUGAAAGUUAUAUAUCCAAAUGUAUUUACGACUGACCAGAUGUAUGGUCAUUUUGAUUCGAACAGCACUUGGAUUGAUGGAUUGUUUACUAAGAUGGUAUGCAGUUACAAAGUUUUGAAAAAUGCUGCAUUAAAGGCUGACAAACAGUGUGAAAUACAGAACUGGUUUGUGAUGAAUGGGAAUAUAAACAACUCGUGGAUAAUUCCAUUUGAAUCUCUACUUAACCAUUCUAAUGAAUUUGUGAUUGGUAACAUAAAGAAAAUAUCAGUGGCAGAACAUGCUAAAGUAUUUUUUGAAACAGACACGCUUGAGGCUGUGUCUCCAGCUUUAAUUUCAAGAAGCACAAUUCUCCAUUUCCAUGAUGAUCAAGUGGUCGAUUGGAAAUGUGUGUUUGAUGCUUGGAAAACAACAGCACAUAAUAAAUUUUCAUUAGCUGGUGAUGAGUUGAAUGCAAUUCUUAACGUUUUAAGUUACACAUUGGAAAAUGUCAGCAAAUGUAUGAAAGAAGACUGUUCCAAUAUACUCUCUGCAAACAAUGUCCAUGAUGUUUCCACUCACAGUCAUUCAACAGUGAUAAACUGCAUGCAAGUUCUAAAUGUAUUAUCUGCUGUUCUCACUGAAUGGAAGUCUCGAGAUCAACACCAGUCGAUAGAUGUUGAUAAAGAAAGUCAAAACAAGUUCAUAACUCAUAUGGUUGCUUACUCUAUGGCAAAUGCACUGACACCCUUAGUUUAUGACAGAUCUCUGGCCAAACUAGAUAUUUGUAUUCGUCAAAUAUUUUCUACAUGUCCAAUAUGUCCAGUGAUUUUUCCUUGUCAUAUUCUUGAUUGUUAUUUUGAUGGUAAUAUUGGAGAAUUGGUGCCAUGGAAUGAACACGUGUUGGCAGUAAAAACAGCUGUAACCUCGAGUUUUGUACUUACGAGGGAGCAUCAAAAAAUAUUUCAUCUCUCUGAUAUGCUGUUAGCAUCUGGACAAAACUUAAUGUUGAUCGGGGAACCUGGAUCUGGUAAAUCUUCAUUUGUGAAGCAUGCAAUUUCGACUAAAUACACUACCACUAAAAUUCAAAUAUCCAAAGCAACGUCUGUUGAACAUUUUCAAAGUAGACUACUGGUAAAUGCAAGAACAUUCUCACAAUACCAAAACAACAAAAAAAAUCUCCCAAAGAAAUCUGAAAACGUGAUCGUUUUUGUUGAUGAUUUGAAUUUAUCAGCACAGCAUGGUUACUGCAGUGACACGCCCCUGUCUGAAUGCAUGAGACAAAUAAACAUGGAGGGUGGUGUACAUGAUUGUAAUGGGAAAUAUUUCCAUCAUCUUCCAAACACGCAGUUUAUCACAACAUACAGUCCACCUGUGACUGACUUUGUUGGAAUUAAUUCGAAAUCUUUGUUACAGCCGAAAUUGUACCGACAUUUUAGCAUUUUAAGAAUGCCAUCAUGUACAGGCGACCAAAUGGUGCGUUUGUUUUCUCAGCAAUGUGAAAAUUGGUUAGAACGUUUCUCUUGGUUACCGUUUAAGCAAAUGAUUGCUUGUGUAAUAUCAAAAACCGCCAUAAAUCUUCAUCAGUCAAUAAAAGAUAAGUUUACAUGGACAAAUUUGGUACCACAAUAUGUGUUCUCACAACAUGAUGUUGCAAGAGUGUUCAAAGGACUGUUUUUGUUUUCAUCAAAUGUUGAUGUGAUAAAUAAAUCGAGGACGAACCAUGCAGAUGUCAUUAAAAGUUCUAUGAAUGGGAGCAGGUCAGAAUUGGUACAUGGUGACAAAGAACAAAAUACAGAUGACAAAAUGACUGAAACAUUAGGUUCUAUGGUUCAUCUUCUCUGUCAUGAAGUUCAAAAGGUGUAUGGAGAAAGACUGUUGCAUCAAACUGACUAUGACUGGUUGAUGAAUAGAAUACAAGAAGAAGUGAACACCCUGUUUGGUAGUGAGGUUACAUUGCAAGGUAUUAAGACUGCUACCAGCUCCUCGUUACAAGACAGUCAAUUGUGCAGUGUGCUACUAAAAAAAAGCAGACACAAAUGUGCUACCUUAUUUAACUCGUACUAUAUUACUAUGCCAACAGAUCAAAGUUCGAAUGUUUUUAAGUGUGCUACCAGGACAGAGUUUAAACUAAUGUUGUACGAUGCUAUGAAGUCAGUCAAUGAAACUAAAGUAGAUAACAUGGAAUUGGUAUUUUUUGACGAUAUGCUGAGACAUGCGGAAAAUCUAUGCAGGGCCCUGAACAUACUUGGUGGCCAUGCUCUUCUCAUAUCUCAAAAUGGGCAUGGUCGAAAAAAGAUAUUCCGAAUUGUGUCAAAGUUACUGAGAAGAGAGGCUGUUGAAGUUCAUUUUUCCUCCUCAAAAAACAAUCAAAUUGCUGCAGUUAAAGAUGCAUGUAAUAUGGCUGGUUUAAAAGGUCAGCCUGUGCUGUUGUAUGCAUCGGAAUUUUUAACUGAAGAAACUCUAAUGAAGCUUGCUGCGCUCAUUAAUGAUGGCUAUUGUCCUGACCUUUACUCAUCAAGCGAACUGCUUCUCAUAUGUACAGAGAUGUUGCCAGGUGGUCUGAAAACUAGGAAGAAGGGUGAAAGCUAUGAACGAGCUGAAAAUCGUUUCUUUCAAAGAAUAAAACAAAACUUACAUAUUGUUCUAUGUGAGAAUCAAGAAGGUUUAAGAAAGCUGUUAAAUGUUUAUCCUGUGUUUCUUCACAAAAUGUUUUGUGUGGACGUGUAUAAAGAAUGGUCGAACGAUGUGCUGCAACACAUCUCUUUGAAGUACUUACUAAAACGAAGUGAUAGCAUGCAAGGUGUUAGUAGGAGAGAUCUUAAACAGGUAUCUAACGUGGCUGCUAAAAUUCAUCAAACCACACGGGAAUUUACGAGUAAGAUAUUUACUGAGAAAGGAAUUGAAGUCUAUUCGCCGUUAAAGUUUUUUGAAUUUAUUGAUUUGUUUACGAGGUUGUUUGGGUUAAUGACAAAAAGGAAUAUGAAAAGGCUGCAACAUGUUGAGAAAGGCGUUUCAAGAAUAAACGAAGCAAAGCAAGCAAUUGUUGUAAUGUCAAGCGAGAUAGAAGAACUUGCUCCAGUGAUAGAAGUUACUAAGGGCGUUGUAAAAGAAGCUGAGAGAGAGAUGAAAGAAACAAAAUCAUCUUACACGAAAAUAAAAAAUAUUUGUCAAAAACAGGAAGAAAAAAUCGAGCGUUUGCAAGUAUCAUGUGAUGAGUUGAGGAAUGAAACGAAUCGUGAUUUCAACAAGUUAAGUCCUCUGUACGAAGCUGCUUUAGCUGCACUGUCAUUGCUGGAUUAUCAUGCUGUUGAUGAACUUCGCAGUUACCGUGCUCCACCACAGGGUGUGAAAUAUGUUACCGACAUGCUUUGCGUUAUGUUUGGUGUUGUUCCCCAAUGGGAGGAAGCCAAACUUCUUCUAAUGAGAGAUAAAUUCAUUCAAGAUUUACAGUUUUACGACAAGGAUCAUAUCAGCGAUGCGAUGUACGACAAAUUGUCGUCCUUCAUCCAAAACCCGUCAUCGCAAUGUAAGGAGUUAGUGAAAAUCAGUCACGCCGCUAACCAGUUGUCGGUUUGGAUUCAAGCCAUUUAUAAUUACGCCACUAUUUUACGGGAACUUCAACCAAAGAAGACUGCUUUGCAGGAUGCCGAAAUUGCUAUCUUGCAGGCGGAGAAAGAACUUGGUGCUCAAAAAAUGAAGUGCAGUAACAUGAAAGAAGAACUAGAAAGCAAAAUACAACACUAUAAAGAAAAAUCGAAAGUGUUGAAGUCUCUGCAAAGUCAGUACCAGUCCCUAUGUAAGAAGAAAACACAUGCCAACUCUCUGCUCAGUACAAUGCAACCUUUCACUGAUGAUUGGUCUAAACAUAUCACUACAUGUCACUCCCACAUGUCAUCAGCAAUCGGUGACAGUAUAUUGACAGCUGCGUCCGUUGUGUACAUGGGAAUCUUGACACAAGUUCAACAAGAGGAACUAAAUCAAAUAUGGAGGGAUUUCUUCACCACAGAUGGACUGCUUACCCGUGAAAAUAAUGACAUGUUAUUGGUUGAUGUUUUAAGCUCAGAUGAAGAGCAAGAUGAUUGGUUAAGAGCGAAAGAAUGGACGGACGUGUCUACAAUCAACCACGUGUUGCGGAUAAGGACUAUUAAUCUUUUAUGUGCAAAGUGCUGUCCAUUGUUAAUUGACCCGCAAGACGUAGGAGAGCGGUGGGUGAAGGUGAUUGAAAAUGGUUUGUGUGCCCAGGAUUUGCAGGACAAAGACCAGUACAGUGUCAUCAGAACCACUAUUUUUGACAAACCAGUUCAAGAAAUCAACAAAAGUAUUGCCAGUAUGCAAAAUGAUAUCGUACCUACUAAUGAAGAAGGUAUCAGUAUUUUCAACGCAGACGAUUUAGAUAUUGAUGAAAAGCUGACGUCAGCAAUGUCCUCUGGACGUCCUGUUUUUGUCAAACAUAUGGAAAGAAUGAAAGAAGGCUGUAUGUUGUCACAGUUCAUUCAUCAAUACAAAACUUCUGUGGUCGGUAAUGUCGUUACUAUCGGAAAAAGACUCUUCAAGUGUAAUCCAGGUUUUAGAUUAUAUCUUUCGGCUUCCGUAACUAUGGAGUUUUUAAACAAGGAAAAGUUCUUGUUACCGCUACACAGAACGAUACCUAUUAAUUUGGAAUUCGAAUCAUGCUCACUAACCGGAAUGUUGCAUCAGAAAGUGAUUCGCGCUGAAAAACCUGAGUUAGAAACACAAAUUCAUCGAAUAAACUUGGAUGUCUGUUUUCUAAGAGAUGAACGAAAGUCUUUACAGGAGCAGAUAUUAAACUAUGUUACGUCUUUACCAUCGAAGUUAUUGGAACAGAAGAAUAUUUUGGAUUUUAUGGGGUUUUAUCAAGAAAAGUUGCUGUUAACCGAAGAAAAGUAUUUUGAAUGCAAGACGUAUUUGGACAACAUGAUGAAGGAGAUAAAAGAUUACAAAACACUUGCUGUGUACUCGGCUAACAUAUACGCCAUCUUGCAGAAACUAUCCCGCGUGCAUCACCUGUACAAUUUUCCUGUUCACGCUUUCAUGAGCGUAUUUGAUGAAACUUUAACACAAAGUCACGCUACAAAAGCAGCGGCAUCAAACGUGCUAGCAAGAGCUGAAGAGAUGAAAACAAGUUUUACUGGAAUUAUGUUUAAACGAAUAUCAAUGUCAAUCUUUUUAGAACACAUAUUCCUGUUCCCGUUAUGUAUUGUUCUCGAAAAAGUUAAAAAUCACACUGCUGUUACUGAGGAGGAGAGAUGUUUAUUUUUCACUGGAUUUAAUUUCUCCAUCGCUGAAUCCUGUGCAUUUGACAGACCACAUUGGAUACAACAGGAGUCUUGGAAAAGAUUUGUUCAUCUAUCUUAUACGGUUCCCUGUUUUAAAAACUUGCUUCAUAGUUUAACCAAGCGAACACAUGAAUGGGAAGAAUAUUUUGAGUCAAUACCAAUGAUGGUGUGUCCGCCUUCGUUUGAAGAAGUAGAUAUGCACAAGUUUCAUCUCGCGUUACUGUGGCUUGCUUAUGAUACAUCGCUGUUACCAGUUAUAUGCGAGAAUAUGAUUUUAUGCCAUCUUGGUCCUGAUUUUCUCAACCUUCCAACGUUUGACGCCAAUCAAAUCAUUUCACACAGCCUCUCUUCGAUGAUUAAUAUUGUUGUGUUGCCGGAUAACGAAAAACCAGUCAUCCAAGAUCCAUGUUUGGUCUUAUCGAGAUUUGCUGACGAGCAAGCUGCUUCAAGUGUUUCGGUGAUCAGCAUAGGUGAAGGAGAGCAGAUUGGUCAUGCAUCGCGAGCCAUUCGUACUGCUGCUAAGCGCGGAGGUUGGGUGAUACUUCAAAACUGUCAUUUAAUCAAAACGUGGCCACGAAAGUUUAUGAAAGAAAUCAUGAAGGUUUUCAGAUACACGACUGAUGAGUUAAACACUGGAAGCAUGAAAGCGGACACCUGUCGGCGAUUUCGUAUAUGGAUGAUUCUAAGAGCGACGGGAAAAGAAGACGGCUUUAUUUUGCCUGACUACAUAUGUCAAAACAGCCGCACUUUUGUCUGGCAGUAUGAAAAGAACACAGCAAAAGAUAUUAAAAGUAUAUUGAGGAAGUCUUUGGAUGUAUCCAAAAGUAAUCGAGACAUGCUUGUUGAUGUAUUUCAAAAUGAAGUGUAUAAGAAUGCCGUGUUGCUGUAUAGUAAACAAGUGAAGAUUUCAUCGUGUGACCUUGAUUUUUCGGCCACAUUAUGCAAUCACCUGACACAAAGCUACUUCAAGCCGUCAGUCUCGGUCGUGAAAGAUUUGGUUUACUUACCGCAAAUGUCAACUAGUUACGAUGUUUCAUUGUUGACGAAGGAGAUCGAAGAGAAAAGAGACAUGCGCAAUGAAAGAAGCAAAAUCACUUUCGAAAUGUUAGGAAAGUUUUAUAAUAUCAACCGGCAGCCGAGCAAGUUAUAUAACAUUGAUGAGAUCAAGAAGCUAUACUCGCACGUGAGAAAUAUGAGUACAGAAAAAGAUACAACUAGAAUAGCACUACAGGGGAGAUAUUUUAUUACGGAGCACCUACGUGGAGAGGCCAAAACGUACAGGAAUAUUUUGCAGAAAUUUGCGCAUGAUGUUAGCCUUCUUGAGAACGUCAUGCAAGGGCGUUUACCUUGGAAUGCAUAUUUGAUGUCAUUUCAUGAGAAAAUAUCAAGUAACUGUACACCUGAUGCUUACAAGCCGAAAUGUGCAAAAAAAACAACUUUAAGCAAUUUCUUGGAUACUCUUGGUACGAGACUGACUUACUUCAAUUCAUUGCUCGAUGAAUUCAAUGUGAUCGCUUUUGAUUUGUCUCACUUUACCAACUCGCAAGGAUUUCUUUCUGCCGUGAAGCUACAAUACGCAAACGAUUCUGAUUUAACACCUGAGGAAAUUGAAUGGAUUGGUGAGCGUGUUGAUUCUGUGCCUUCUAACGUGACGUCAAUAAUCAACGGCGUUUAUCUACAAAACUUGACAUUAAUUAAUACGCUAGCUACUGCUGCAACCACCAACGGACAAAUAGCGCAACCAUCCGCCAUUAUUCCAUUCGUACAAUACAAACCUCGUCAAACGUCCGACAACGUGGCAGUUUUAGAUGUGUAUCAGUCGUUGGGUGGGCAAGAAGAAAGUUUAUUCUCAGUUAUUCAGACAUCAAUCGAAAUUAUGGACGAAUCUGCGUUUGAUCAAUUCUUGGUGGUACAACAUAGCAGUGUGUAAAAUAUCUUAGGCGUACUAACUUUCGCGAAUUUGAGCUAAAUUUCUUACUUUUUAACCAUCCGUAAAAUUUUAAAAGCUCUUAUUCGCGAAAAAAAGUACUUGUAAAAUAUACAAUUUUUGCAAUCCUUAAGCGCGAAAAAUUAGUAUCCAUGAACGCAAGUUAUGGCGAGCAUUUAGGAAUAUGUUUUGCUUCUAAAAGUAUUUAAGUUCAGUACAUCGUUAAAGCAUCCUAGUGCGGUAUUCUCUUAACUUCUUCUGUCUCAGUAUGACAAAGAAUUUCAUUGGCUUUUAUGUAAGCACCUGGUGCAAAUAUAUUUUCUUUGUACAUACAAUAUUUUUUAAUCAAAUGUUAAUGUAUUUUUGCAAUAUAAGUUAUUUCAGAUGUUAAUAUAUAUUUUCGUUCACCAUC
Messenger RNA from Hydractinia symbiolongicarpus, 13702 nucleotides. RefSeq names its product dynein axonemal heavy chain 1-like. The transcript has 60 exons. Gene Ontology annotation, cellular component: dynein complex. Bases 214 to 13293 code for a protein of 4359 amino acids. Gene Ontology annotation, molecular function: minus-end-directed microtubule motor activity; dynein intermediate chain binding; ATP binding. NCBI's taxonomy places the organism in Eukaryota, Metazoa, Cnidaria, Hydrozoa, Anthoathecata, Hydractiniidae. Gene Ontology annotation, biological process: microtubule-based movement. The record is from RefSeq and is a predicted model, not a curated record.